AUAGUUCAUUUAUUUCGACGCUUCUUUGAGCGAUGCAAACCAUUUCCUGUUUCCCUACUUUGGAUUUCUAUAAAUCGGCAUCUAUAAUUCAAAGAAACGGCCAGGGCAAAUCACUGCUUGAUUUUGAGCCAUGUUGACUUGGGUUCUACUGGUUAUGCAGGCUUACUCAAGAGGAAGCAAAAGGAGCUUGGAGCUAAUAUCAUGGACAUUGAUCGAGCGGAUACAUGGCUCUAGGGCCAUCAGGGCAAAGAUGGAGAAUUUGAUGAAGAAGUGAAAGCUAUGGAUAAAAAAAAUAAAAAAUGUAGAACUCUGGUCAAGAUGGAUCGUUCUUGGAUGUAUGGUCGUCGAGACACGACUGAAUUUUUCAUUGGUGCAAAUGGGUUCAUCAAAGCUGCCGUUACACACCAGAAACAACAAGGACAUAAAGGAAUUUUAUGUCCUUGCUUAAGGUGCCGAAACUUGAGAAGAGAGAGUGACGUCAAUGUUAUACUUCAACAUCUGUUUGAGAGAGGUUUUAGAGAAAAUUACACAAUUUGGACAUUACAUGGUGAAACUUGCCAGAAUGGUGAGAAUGUUGUUUCACGAGCUGCCGCUGAUAAUUUAAAGCGCAAAUCCCCUGAUACUACCACCGAGUUAAAUUGGAACAGUGGCAACAAUGGGGAUGAUGAUUUUAAUGAUGAUCAAAUGGAUGAUUUUUUGAAGGAUGUGCAUGAUAAUUUUGAACAACAACCAAAAUCAUAUGAAAGUAUGGUUGAUGCUGCCAGAAUACCUUUGUAUUCUACCUCUAGUUUUACCAAGCUGUCUGCGGUGUUGAAAUUGUUUCAUUUGAAAGCGAAACAUGGAUGGAGCAAUGCCAGUUUUACAGAGUUAUUGACAUUGAUUCAAGAGAUGUUGCCUGAAGGGAAUACACUUCCUGAUACAACGUAUAAGGCAAGAAAGUUAUUGUGUCCCAUGGGAGCUGAAUGGGAGAAAUUUCACGCUUGUCCCAAUGAUUGUGUGUUGUACCGGAAUGAGUACGAAAACCUUGAUGAAUGUCCAACGUGUCAUCUUUCUCGCUACAAGGCUAAAAGGAGUACCAAUAGUGCUAGUGACACUGAGAGUUCCAAAAUUCCUGCAAAA
Cuscuta epithymum is the source of this 1119-nucleotide messenger RNA. The record is from the annotation of a GenBank genome assembly. NCBI's taxonomy places the organism in Eukaryota, Viridiplantae, Streptophyta, Magnoliopsida, Solanales, Convolvulaceae.